ACGGAAUCUGGAGGUGGGGGGAGCGGCACUGAGGGCCGCCGGAAGCGACUCCCCGCGCCGCGGGACGGAGCCCCUUUCUCUGGCGGGGAGCCCCUCGGGUGCAGCGUGGGCCCGCGUGCGGCUCUCACAGAUGCCGGUCCUCCCCGCAGGAAAGCAUUCAAACUGAACUGAGAAUGUCUGAAAACCUUGACAAGUCCAGUGUAAAAGAAGCAGGAAAAUCAACAUCGAGUGAUCCUGAGCGAGGCCUUGCAGAUGCUGCGGAACGCUCUGAUGAAGCUUUGCAGGACAAAGCCAAGUCGGACUCCCCCAGCCCCCACAGGGUGCGCAGACCUCACUCCAGCCCUGCUCGAUUUGUGACAGUAGAAGAACUUGUAGAGACAGCGAAGGGAGUCACUAACAUGGCUCUAGCCCAUGAAAUUGUAGUAAAUGGAGACUUUCGGAUUCAACCAGCUGAACUACCAGAAGACAGCUUGGAGAAGAAAGUGAAGGAGAUUGUACAUAAAGCUUUUUGGGAUUGCUUGAGUGUCCAGCUAAGCGAGGACCCUCCGACAUACGACCACGCCAUCAAACUUGUAGGAGAGAUCAAGGAGACUCUCUUAUCUUUCUUGCUGCCUGGUCACACUAGACUGAGAAACCAGAUAACAGAAGUCUUGGAUCUGGAUCUGAUAAAGCAGGAAGCAGAGAAUGGGGCCCUAGACAUUUCCAAGCUGGCAGGAUUCAUUAUUGGCAUGAUGGGGACGCUGUGUGCACCUGCUCGAGAUGAGGAAGUUAAGAAACUAAAGGACAUUAAGGAAAUAGUGCCCCUUUUCAGGGCAAUAUUUUCUGUGCUGGACCUGAUGAAAGUGGACAUGGCGAACUUUGCUGUCAGCAGCAUUCGACCGCACCUCAUGCAGCAAUCAGUUGAGUAUGAAAGGAAGAAGUUUCAAGAGCUUUUGGAGAAGCAGCCAAAUUCCCUGGACUUUGUCACACAGUGGCUAGAAGAAGCCUCAGAUGAGCUUAUGACUCAGAAGCGUAAGUCUGCGCUGCCAGCCGGGGAAGAGGCGGCCGGCUCUAGGGACACCCCCGUGCUGAGUCCUGUCGCUGUCCAGAACUACGCAUACCUGAAGCUUCUGAAAUGGGACCACCUCCGGAGACCUUUCCCUGAAACAGUGCUGAUGGACCAGGCCCGCUUCCAAGAGCUGCAGCUCCAGCUGGAGCACCUGACCGUGCUGGGAGCUGUGUUGCUGGUCACAUUCAGCAUGGCAGCCCCAGGAAUUUCCAGCCAGGCCGACUUUGCGAUGAAACUCAAGACGAUGGUGAAGAUUCUGCUAACCGAUAUGCACCUGCCCUCCUUCCAGCUGAGGGAUGCCCUGACCACCAUCGGGGAGAAGGUCUGCCUGGAGGUGAGCAGCUGCCUCGCCCUGUGUGGGGCCGCCCCCUGCACCCCGGACAAGGAGACAGCGCUCAAGGGCCACAUCCAGGCACUGGCCAGUGCCGAUGAGCCGGUCCGCAGGCUCAUGGAAUCCCGAAUCCUGACCUUCUUAGAGACCUACCUUGCCUGGGGCCAUCAGAAACCACUGCCCGCAGUACCUGGAGGGUUGGGUCCUGUUCAGAAGGAGCUGGAGGAAGUCGCUGUUAAAUUUGUACGCCUGGUCAACUAUAACAAGAUGGUCUUCUGUCCCUACUACGACGCAAUCCUCAGUAAGAUCCUCAUCAGGUCCUAACGUGGACACCCUGUGCUGCAGCAGUGCUACUCGCCCCUGAACACCUGUUCUCAACUCUAAUGUUGCUUUGGAAAAUGGCUGUGUAGUACAAGUCUAUUUAAUAGCUCUGACUCCAAAGGGAAGAAUAUCAUGUAUCACUGUUGAGAAAUCCACUGGGUUCCACUUUGAGAGAUUGUAUUUACGAGUGCAAGUUGAUAAAUCAAAGCAGCUUCCUGUUAUCCUGGUUUUGUAGGUAGCUCUCAGCUCUGAAACAGUUGGCUGCCUGUGUGUGCACUCCUUCUCCACCGUGGUUGCAGCAGCCACGGCCUCUCUCUCCUGCGGCCUGGAGUAGGUCUUUCAGACCCUCCUGCCACAGCUCCCACAGGAAGAGACCAAGCCCCGCCUUGCACAGUGGCCACCCAGUAUUCUGUGUUGGGAGGGCGCCUGUGGCCUCCCUCCCACAGCACUUCCUCCCUGCCUGCCUAGCCAGGUCCUCAGAGCUCCUUUGUUCCAGAACAGAGUUAUUGUUUUAAAAAGCCCGCUCUUCUCCACAGUUACUCACAACCUGAAUGAUAGCAGCUGUGACUUACAGGAUCUUAAAAAAAAAAAGAACUUCAUUGGUUUUGUUUUUUUUUCUUUUAAGCCUUGAAAGUUAGGAGGGAAUUUUAGAAAAUAUGUAUGUAUGUGUAUAUAUGUAUUAAUGUGAAAGGAAAAAUGUGGAUUUUACUGAAAAAUUCACUUUGAUACAAGACACAGAUGUACUGAUUGAAUUAGACUUCUAGAAGGAAUUAAAGUGUCUUCAGGGAAAAUAGCCCAACCUCAACCUCAGUAAUCUCUUAGAUAAGGCAGUCACAGAGAAUCUCUGGGUUCUCAGCAGUAUUUUUCAAGGAACUCCAGUGCUCGGAACUGCUGGCGUGUCGUGUGGUCCCGACAGUGAUCUGGGUCUCACAGAUGAGCUUUUCUGUUAAAGGCCUGUGUGUCGUGUGCGUGCAGUCCACGGGCUUUCCCCAGGGACAGUCUAGCAGGAGCACAGCCGAGGGCCCGUUGGAGUGCUCUCUAGCUGCCCAAAUAGCAGGGGUAAAACCGCUGGAGGAAGCCCUUGGUGAGGGGCGUGGCCGGGCAGGACAGAGCCAGAGGGGCCCAGGGAGGGGCUGGGGGAGGAGUCCCUGCAGGCCGCCUGUGACGCCAGGCAUCUUAAGUCAGUGGGUACACUGAGGGAUGCGAGUUCUUCGGAUACAUGCGACUCUGCCCGUCGUUUAGUUGGAAACUUACGCUGCAUUGUGUGGUCAAGACGUCAUUAAAGCUUAGAAACAAGGACGCGACCUCCCUGGCUCCUGCAGAAGGAGGAGAGCUCGGUGAGACGAUCCGGGGGCAGCUGCACGGGGACUCGGGCAGAUGCCCCUGCUGUGCGCGGGGAAGUGGCUGCACGGACCUUGGCGGGUGGCCCCACAGCAGCACUGGGCAGAGGGCAGACAGAGUGCCAGACCCAGGGCUUCUGGGGAGACCGCAGUGGUCCCAGGGCUCGUACGCAGGACUUGGAUCUGAUUUUGAUGCGUGAACGGAUGAGUGAUGAACUUAGUUCUAACCCAUGGUGAUGGGAUGCAUUUAAAAAAUCACUGAGUAGAGUCAGGGCAUCUUCAGGGCCCAGGUAGGAGACUGGCGAGCCUGGGGCCUCUGUAAAGCGCAGACAGUGUAUUCCAGGGGAGUUGUAAAAAACCAAGUCACACCUGUGCAUUGUGAGUGACGUGGCUUCCGGAAGUGUUCUUUGAGGUGGGGGUCGCUGUGGGGCAACGUUGCUCCUGGUGAAUGGUGACUGGGCUCCGAGCACCCAGGGAUGGCCCGGCUCAGCCUCCGGGCGUCUGGGGCCUGUCCUCCCGCUCCGGGCAGGAGGACAGGAGCUUUGCUGUCACUGCAGGGGGCAUCGCCACCCCCGGCCCCUCUUCGCCAGUUUCCGGAAGGCUGCUCUUCUUCCUCAUGGGUCCUAGCUUGACAAGCUGGGGCCACUUGAAAUUGUGAGGCAGCUCUAGUAAGCAGCUCGCAGCCUUUCUCAGGCCCCUCUACCUCAGUAGUGGACACGCGCAGCUGGCAAGGCCAAGGGUGAAGGGGGCCGAGUUCAGAGCGCCGGCGUUCCCAGGAGCCUCUGCUGCUCCGGGAAGGUAGUGAGCUCAUUUGCUUCCUGGGGUCUCAGAAUUAGCAGCAGGGGCCAGGAAAUCCGUGCAGUUCACUGCUCCCUCAGGAAACCUUAUUAAACAUCUGCUUGUAUCUCGCUCCCACCCCACAGCCCUCCCUCCAAGACGAAACGUUCUUUGGAGUAUACAGUAGCCUUCUUCAGAAUCGAAUUGAUUCUGCAUACUACAGAAUGAUUGGCUGGGACCUGCUUCCUGACGGGUUUGUGGAGACAAGUGCUUCGGCAUGAAAUCCUGGGUGUCCCUGGUGCAGUACCCGCCUGCCUGGGCACAGGACCGAGCCCUCAGAGGGAGGUCACUAUCACCAAGCCUCUUAGACCCGACGCUUUCAUGAAUGAAUGGAUGUCUAGAGCAGUAACUGCUGCGUUGUUGGCUCUUGGUUAGGCGGAUGGAUUCUUAGCCUAAGUGUUUUUGUUUUUUCUUAAACUCUUUUCCUUUUAAAUCUAGCUGCAAAAUGUGGUUACUUAUGUAACCAUGUAACACGAUUAUAAGUAUUCUUCAGAUGAGAGCCACACUGAUUGGGGGUCUUACUGAUUAAAUGCAGUGGGUUGGGUGUAUGAGAACGUGUUCUCUAUGGAGAAAAGUUACCGGUAAGGUUGACUUCCUGGCCUGCAGCAAGCUCACACAGGCCAGCGGUUCUGGGAGGGCUACUCGGCGGCCGGUGUUCGUGGAGGUGCUGCGGUUCUUUUCUGCAAAGCCUUAAGAUGCCUGGGAAUAGAGGAGAGAUUGCCGCCGCCAACCCUGCUGGUGCGUGCCAAAGGGGCCAGGCCUGGGUGCAUGGUGUGCAGUGCCCUGCGCAUGCCCCGUUUCUGAGUACAACAUUUCUUUUCCUUUUGAGGUAGGGUGGGAGGGAGGGAAGCCAGGGCUCCUACCUCCGCCACGGUGCGUCCUCACGGUGGCCAGUCAGGGCUGGGCUCCCACACCCGCACACUGCGGGACCAGUCGGAACACUGCGCCUUCCAGUCGGAACAUCCAGUGGCAAAGUUCCUGAUUCAGAGGAAGAGCUGGGUUCAGGUCCUUUUUUCCCCUCUGUUGCCUGUCACUGGCUGUGUGAUGGUGGACCAGGCGUUCUCCCUUGGGCCUUUGUAUUUUCAUCUAUAAAAUGGAGCACUAUUCACUAUAUUGUUGCUAUGGGGAUUAUGUUUGGUACUGGAUAUUAGGAUCCUGUGUACAUAGAGAGGGUCUGUUUAUUUUAUUAAUAAUAACGGAGAGCAUGGAAGCCUCUACACGUUGAUGCCCGUCCGCGUUAGGGGUGGAUCCCAGGUUAGCGUCCAGGCUCCCUUCAGUCAAGCGCACUGGGAAGGUUUUCUCCCAUCGUCUCCCACGGCUGUUUCCUCUCAUCGCCUCCUGCAGACUUACCGUUCCUUACCACCCAGCGUUCACCUCGACCCCGAUGUUUUCUCCUCAUCUCCACUCACGUAGUAUUUGAAUUAAAUGCGUGCACGAAGGAAAGAACAGAUGAUUGAGUGGUAAUGGAUGAUGGGCUAUGAAACUCAUAUUUAAAGGCACUAUCAUUUUUUUAAAAAAAAUCUAUAAGUAACUACAAUGAUCUUUGCAAUUGUAUUUAUAGUAGAUUUUUGUAUUAUAUAAUUAUUUUAGUGGAUACCAUUUUUAUUCACAGGCAACCUCACGGGUGGGGAAGGGGAUAACCUUUAAGCCCAAAUCAGCUCCAUUUAUUAACCUAUCAAAUGUUCACCGGUACUUUCAGAAAUAGCCAGAGACCUAAAAAUCAGUGUCAGAAGCCUAAACAGGCAGGGUUUUACCUAAAACUCUCCUCGUGUGGAUUUCUGUUAUGCCUGACUUAACUUUUGAACCUAAGAACCAGAAAUACACUGUCAUCCUGGUGUGACCAAGGGCACUUGCUCGAAUUUGAAUCAGAUGUGUGAUGUUAGCAGCACUGGCUAAACUUGACUCCCCGUAAGCCCAACAAUUUUUAAGCUCGCUUUAUCUGAACUAAACACGGAGAACUUUGAACUGCAACAUCUAACUAAAACUAACCUUCAAGCUGAAGUCAUACUAUUGCUUUUCUCUCUUACUCGUGUUGCCUCUGCCUUUUAGAGCACUGUCCUCCUUAAUGCCCACGGCAGAACUCUGGUCGUGUUCACACAGGGAAGGAAGUUUAGCAAAUGGCUGGGCUGUUUUUCUUACUCCCAAAGUUUGGUAAGCUGACACUUCUGUUGAAUGAUUAAGAUGUACUUAAAUCAGUAACAUGUACCUGAAUUGUGUUACUUGGUGAAUAACCAUUUUAAUGAAGUUUGCUUUGGGAAUGGAAAUGUAAGAAAACAGAAUGUGAACCUGGUGAUUUAUGUAUCAACUAUAGGUCAACAGAGGAUUAUAUAAAAUUAAAUAUAUUCAUAUUUAAUAAAUAAAUAAAUUCAUAAUUAUUGACCCAGA
Molecule: messenger RNA, 6262 nt
Organism: Oryctolagus cuniculus (rabbit)
Lineage: Eukaryota; Metazoa; Chordata; Mammalia; Lagomorpha; Leporidae
Gene: TCP11L1
Product: t-complex 11 like 1
Biological process (GO): signal transduction
Source: RefSeq, a predicted model, not a curated record